AGGACUAAAGUGGGCAGUACAGAACGUGAGAAGAUCAUCAGACAUGACAGCCAUGGUCUGGAAGGCAUUGCCGUUGACUGGGUUGGCAGGAAGCUGUAUUGGUUGGACCGGCACAGCAAACAUCUGGAGGUGGCCGAACUUAACGGUACCAAUAGGAGAACGCUCAAGGCAGGCAUUCAAGACCCAAGAGCAAUAGCUGUGCACCCGGGAACCGGUUACUUGUACUUCACAAGUUGGCAUCUUCAGGCUUACAUAGGGAAAAUCGGCAUGGACGGAAGCAACUUUACGCAAAUAUUGACACACGAAAACGACAUAGCUUGGCCAAAUGCCCUUACCAUAGAUUACUUUACAGAACGUAUUUAUUGGGCUGACGCUCAUUUAGACUACAUAGCUUCAGCUGAUCUGGAAGGCAGACACAAACACAUUGUACUUUCGGGUGAACGCGUUCCACACGUAUUCGCUCUCACAUUGUUUGACGAUGAGUUGUUCUGGACGGAUUGGAACUUGAAAGCGAUAGUCAAGUCGAAUAAGUUUACAGGUCAUGAUUACAGAGUACUCAGGAACACCACACAUCGGCCAUACGAUUUGCAUGUCUAUCACAAUUUGCGGCAAAUUCCUUUUGCCAAUCCGUGUGGCGGCGACAACGGUGGUUGUUCACACCUGUGUCUAUUGCGGCCCGUUCCUGGAGUGGAUACGUCUCCCGACGGUUAUCUAGAUGCCAAGAGCCCGGUAUCAUUCACGUGCGCCUGUCCUAACCAGUUUUACCUAGAUCCACGUGAUAACAAGACUUGCAUAUCCAACUGCACUGUGGGCCAGCAUGAAUGUAAAGAAAAUGACCAAAAGUGUAUCCCGUGGUUUUGGAAGUGUGACGGUGAGAGAGAUUGCGCUGAUGGAACAGACGAAAUCCAAAGCCAGUGUCCCACGAGAUAUUGCCGUGGAGGAGCUUUCCAGUGCACCAACCGGAACUGUACGCCGUCGGCCACUAUUUGUGAUGGUGUCGACGAUUGCGGAGACGGUUCUGACGAGAAAAAUUGCGAAUUACCGUGCCCGAGCAUCGAGUUCAAAUGUCGUUCUAACGGACGGUGUAUACUGGAUUCGUGGAAGUGCGAUGGUGAACCGGACUGUAAAGACGGAAGUGACGAAGACCCAGCGAUGUGCCAUAAUAGACAGUGUGACCCGAAAUCAGAAUUUUCGUGUAAGAACGGUCGGUGUAUACCGAAGUUGUGGGUUUGCGAUUUUGACAACGAUUGCGGUGAUGACUCAGACGAACCGGCUUACAUGUGUCGACAACGGAAUUGUACGACUGGAUGGCAAAGAUGUCCAGGAAAGACCAAUUACCGGUGCAUUCCGAAAUGGUUGUUCUGCGACGGUAAGGAUGAUUGCCGUGAUGGUUCGGACGAGCUGCCAGAGAACUGUCCGAAAUGUCAAGCGGCUACGGACUAUCAGUGCAAAAACAACAGAUGCAUUCCUAAGAGAUGGUUGUGUGACUUUGAGAACGACUGUGGUGACAACUCAGAUGAGUCAGAAGACCUGUGUAAAGGACUUUAUCGUCAGUGUUCGGAGUCUGAGUUCCAGUGUUCCAACGGUAAAUGCAUACCGGGCCAGUGGAGAUGUGACCACGAUGACGAUUGCGGUGACAACUCGGAUGAACUCAACUGUGGUGGGUUCCAGUGUAAGAACGGCACCUUCCAGUGCAAGAGUGGCCAUUGCAUUGCAUCGUACUUCCGAUGUGACGGCGACAGAGAUUGUCGAGAUUUCAGUGAUGAAAUCGGCUGCCCACCCAGGUACCCUGAAGGUCGAUACUGUCCUAAGUCCAAGUUUGAGUGCAAGACUACUAAGCUGUGUGUUUUCAACUCCGAGAUCUGUGAUGGCGAAGAUGAUUGUGGUGAUGGCUCCGACGAAGCGCCUGAACUCUGCUCCAACAUGAGUUGUACACUCGACAACCGUUUCUCUUGUGACAACAAACAUUGCAUCCCGAUGUACCAGCGUUGUGACGGCGUAGACAAUUGUGGAGACGGUUCUGACGAAAACGAUUUGAGUGUUUGUGGUAUGAUGCACAAUAUCAGACAGUGUGAUCAUUAUACCGAAUUCACAUGUGCUAACCGUGAAUGUGUCAACAAGUCAAAACUAUGUAACCUUCAGUAUGACUGCGAAGAUCUGUCUGACGAAAAAGGAUGCCGUAA
Messenger RNA from Diuraphis noxia (Russian wheat aphid), 2183 nucleotides. It is a transcript of the gene mgl, whose product is annotated as low-density lipoprotein receptor-related protein megalin. The record is from RefSeq and is a predicted model, not a curated record. Gene Ontology annotation, cellular component: signaling receptor complex; plasma membrane. Gene Ontology annotation, molecular function: protein binding; calcium ion binding. NCBI's taxonomy places the organism in Eukaryota, Metazoa, Arthropoda, Insecta, Hemiptera, Aphididae.